Ectocarpus sp. CCAP 1310/34 is the source of this 2786-nucleotide messenger RNA. The record is from the annotation of a GenBank genome assembly. NCBI's taxonomy places the organism in Eukaryota, Phaeophyceae, Ectocarpales, Ectocarpaceae.
CCCCUCCAACACUGGACGAGGGAACACCAUACGCUCUAAAAAGCGCCAAAUAGGGUGGCGUGGCGCCCCGACGAGCUAGAUAUUUAUUAUCUUCUGCAGGAGUACCUGGACCUUGCGGUGCAGGAUCCGCCGAAGACGUACAGCAGCGACUACCCCGUCGGAGGCCGUGGUUUCAUUGCCAUGUCCAACGGUACCGCGUACCCGGACGUGCUGUCGAACGUCGACAUGCCCGGAAGGACCGCCCCCGCCGCCGCUGCCGGCUCCCGGCUCAACAUUACCGUGUGCGACCCCGUGAAGCAGGACCAGGGGAUAAAUGCCUACAUCACGUACAAGGUCCACACGAGCACCGACCGCCCGGACUUCCAGUACGGGCAAUUCACGGUGAUCCGGCGGUUCAAGGACUUCGUCUGGCUCAGCCACCGCCUGGAGGAAGAGUUCCCCGGCAUGGUCAUGCCCGCCUUGCCGGUGAAGAUGGUGGUGGGGAAGUUCGACCAGACCUUCGUCGAGAAGCGGCGGAAGGAGCUAGAGAUAUUCCUCAACAGAGUGGCCGCCCACGGGGAGCUUUCAGCCUCUCAGUACUUCAAGACCUUCCUGCAGGCGGAUGACGCCGGCCUUGCGGACACCAAGGACAAGGAGAAGGCGGAGCGGGUGCCCGUGGGGCCUCACCACGUGCUCCGCUGGUUCGGGGAGGUGGCGACUCAUGUCAAGACCCAGGUGGACAAGGUGGGGUUGGUGAACAGCCUUGCCCCGUGCGGGCUGGCGGCGAAGAAGGAGGAGACCUCCGCCAAGACGCCUGCGGACUUGAAGUUCGAGGAGAUGCAACAGUACGCGAACAACCUGGACGUUCAGAUGCAAAACGUAGCAAGGCACACAACGGCGCUGGUGAAGAAGCAGGAGCAGCUUGGCUCGACCAUGUUCGAGUUCGGCGUCGCCUUCACCCUGCUGGCAAAUGCAGAAGAGGACAAGGCGCCCCUUGGGCAGGCGCUGCUGCAGCUCGCACACGCUGCGGACGAGGUGUCCGUCCAGGUGAAGAAGCAGGCGCAGCAGGAGGCGGAGCACUUCGAGGGCCCCGUGUUGGAGUAUGGGCGCAUGACGACGGCACUCAAGACGGCCCUGCACAAGCGCAACGAAAAGAAGAUCACCUACAUGACGGCGGCUCACGACCUCGAGGCGAAGAAGGCGCACCACAGCAAGGUGGCGGGGUUGGGGGGGGACCGCCAGGACCGGGUGGCAGCGGCGGAGGACGCGGUGGCCGCGUCAACAACGGCCCUCGAGAAGGCCCGCAGGCAGUACGAGGAGGUCUCCGACCGGGUCGUUCGGGAGUUUGCGCGGUUCCGGAGGGACAAGGCGGCGGACAUGAAGAAGAUCAUCCUCGACUACGUUAACGUGCAGGUGGAAGCGACGAAGAAGCAGGAGGAGGCAUGGCAAGCUCUCAUUCCGCACAUCGAGGCCAUGGAGCUGGAGGGCAGCGGCGAGGGCGAUGGCACCGGAAUGGGAGGGCCCGACGGCAUGGUCGGGAUGUAAAAGUGUGAAUGAAAUAUACAAGGUGCAUGGAAACCGUCGACAGCAAUCAGCAGAAGGAAGACGAGGUUUGAUCAAUUAUGCACGGGUUGGUUGAGGGGGCUUUUCGUUCUCGCCGCAUGGGGGUGUGUGGCCGAAAAAGUGGGUGGAAAAGGCUUUCUCGCCUCUAGGGGAUGGGUGGAAGGACAGCGUUUUUCAAGGGAGAGCUGCGUACGGGAGUGUGAUGCUCGAGACCAGGACGGCGGCGCAAGAGGUUGGGGAAGGUGGUUUGGUGGGGUAUGUUGUCCGUGGCCACAAACAGACACAGCCUUCACAUGACCUGGUGCUGUCAUUUUUGUAGGCUACAGUAUUGCGACGAUGUUUUUGUGACGAUUCGGCCCGGAUGUGGUCGGGCCGACCAAGCGGGCCGCUUGUGGGACGGUGUAAAUUGUGGCGGCCACUGAGCAAACUCUGCCUGCUUCUCGCAGACCCGGUGUUUCUCCGAUUCUGCGUAGGUCAAGACCUUGUGCUACGUACAAGUCGCGUUUGAUUUUGGACAAGAGGCGCUUUCGUUUAUAUCUGGAAAUUUAUAUGUGUAUUUGGGGCUUGUCAGCGUCUUCACUCUCGCAUGUCUGCUAGUUUUUUGAUUUUGUCAAGUGGUGAAAGAAGCACGCUACGCGCUGUAGUUGUUCGCGUGUGAUAGUUUGCCAUGCCCCGAUUGUUGUUGUCUUUUGGUGGUAGUUCGCCGUUUUGGGCUGUAGAACAUUGUAGGUCGUAUAUGAGUGUCUGAGGUACUCGUACCCUGUUCCACAUUUUCUGUCGGGAGAAGGGACUGGGCUGGCCUAAAGUGCUGCGCGUUCGAGCGCGGUGAUCAGUUGGUUGUGGUGGCGAAGAGAAAAAAGCGCGGGACUCUCCACAAGCACACGAAAUACGCAUGCCCAUUGCGUGCGAAAAGCGUUCGGUCAGUAGGAACAAUUUUGAAGGUUUAAACUCGGGAAUGAUUGAUUGAUCCGCUUUUUGCGAACGGCAGGCUCGCCGCGCCAGGGCACGGCGCGCGUAGUGUUUAGGAGAGUCCUUGUCGCACCUGGGUUUGGUGUGGUGUUGAGACAACUUACAACAGGGGGUGUCACCAUCGCCCUUCUGUAUAGUGCCAUGAGGUAUGCAGCAGUUGCGAGCAGGUUAAUAGUGUUAUCCGGUUCUAGCUUCCAGCUACCUCGGCGUUGUUUUCCCUUCAAUCGGGGUGAUUGUUUUGCGCGUCCCCACAUCCUCGAGGCAGUUACACAGUG